This is a messenger RNA of Microthlaspi erraticum, 906 nucleotides long. Lineage: Eukaryota; Viridiplantae; Streptophyta; Magnoliopsida; Brassicales; Brassicaceae. The record is from the annotation of a GenBank genome assembly.
AUGCUCACUAUGCAAGUAGCAUGCAAGAAGAAGUAUGAGAUAUGGAGUGCCGUGGGUGUACAGCCAGUGCGAUUUUCUCUGAACGAGUUUGAACACAUCACCGGGCUUAACUGCGAGUAUAAAGAAGCGCUGACGAAGCCAGAGACUGUUAACACAGACGAGAUGAAAGACUUCUGGCGGAAGCUUGGUGUGAAUGAGAAGCUUGGUCCGAGCGUUGACGAACUCUUAGCAGCGUGCCAGUGGGCCGGAGAGUGGAGCAGAGAGGAUAGGCUGAGACUUGGUUUUUUGGCCGUAUACGCUGGCUUCAUUGAUGCUCGCAAAAGUUCCACUCAUACACGAGUAGCACUGGCUAGUCAAGUUAUGGACUUGGAGAAGUUUGAAAACUAUCCCUGGGGGCGAGUAGCUUUCAAGACCCUCAUCAAGUCCAUAAAGAAAGCAGACGUGUCCAAGCCAUUCAGCCUCGAAGGCUUUGCUGAAGUCGUGCAAGUGUGGGCGUACUAUGCUAUGCCGAGGUUCGGAGAAGAAAACGGUGAUCCGAGGCCAAAUAAUCCUGAGCCACCGCUGCUAGCAUUCAAUGGAAUCAGAGGGAAGAGAUAUGUUAUCGGAACCAUGAAGAAGCAGGUGCUUUUCAAUCACAUGGUAAUGGUGGACAAGGCAGACGUGUACCCACGUUGGGACAAGGAAAUAGAUGACGAGAAGGUGGACAACAUCAUCAAGGCCUUACUUGGGGAAUUUGGUGGAGGAUGGGUCUGGAAACCAGCUGACUGGGUUAGAGAAGGGAUAUCGGUGGUUAAGAAGGUGAAGUCCGAGAAGUCUGUGAAGUCAGAGAAGUCUCAUGGCAAGAGGAGUCUCUCUGAUGAGGCUGAUGAUGAUGAAGCGAUAAGUGUCAAAAGAGCUCGGACUUAG